UGACGUUGGAAUGAUGACGACUGCGCUUUGCGUAGUUUCCCACAAUCCUCUCUGAUUUGGUAACAGACGGGCCAGCGAGAAGCGUAGAGGACUACACUCAAUCGCCUGAUAGGGACUGCAAGCAUGGCUUCGAGCAAUGGUGCGGUGGGCAAAUGGGUUGUGGUGAAGAAGGGCAAGAAAAGUAAUAGCACGGGGGGUGGUAAAAGCUCGGCGGAAAGGAAAGGUAACUCGGUGGACAGGAGAGCUCUUGGGGAGUCCAAUUUGCCAUACAGACAGCCCACAAUCAUGUCGCACACCAUGUUUGAAGCCUUCGAGAAGAUCUCAAAGAAACCGAACAAGGAGCAGGUUCCACCACCACCGCCACCUGAACCUCAAAAAAAGAAGUCCUCUCCAACGAAACCAUCCAAGAAGUUGUCCUCCAGUACUGCAUCCUCCCCUGCCACUCACAAGACUUUGGAAGAGGCCUUUAAAGCGCUGAAUGUUGCAGAUCUGAAAGAACAGUUGGCUAAGAGUCAGGCGAUUUUCUCCCAAAACCCAUCGGUGUGGUCAAAAGACCUGGCGGGAUACCUCAACUUCAAGCUGACUGCACCAAAUGUGGAGCCAACUCUCAGCAGCUAUGCUCACGACUACCCAUACUGUCUUGCGAGCAAAGAGCUGAAAGCUGUCAUCAAAGGCUUUAUUGGGAAUUGCAAUGACACCCUGCCAGAUUUCUUUGACCACUGUCUUUACAGCAUGCUCCGAGAACUCGAGAGGCACUCUGGGGAGCCACUACAUGGAUACAGAGUUUGCAUUCAAGCCAUUUUGCGAGACAAACCCAAACUGGCAACACAAAACUUGCCUACGUAUUUGGAGUUGCUGCGAUCAGUGCAGAAUCAUCCCACCAAGUGUUUGACCAUCAUGUGGACUCUGGGCCAGGCAGGUUUUUAUGACCUGAGCCAGGGACUAAAAGUGUGGCUUGGUAUCAUGCUUCCUGUCCUGGGGGUGAAGUCGCUGUCCUCAUAUGCCAUUGCCUACCUGGAGCGGCUACUCCACCUCCACGCAAACCUGACAAAAGGAUUUGGCAUCAUGGGACCAAAAGAAUUCUUUCCUUUGCUGGAUUUUGCCUUCAUGCCCAAGAAUGCCCUGUCUCCAGGUCUGCAGAAGCAGCUACAGCGCCUUUACCCUCGUCUCAAGGCCUUAGCAUUUGGAGCCAAACCUGAGAGCACCUUACACACGUACCUGCCAUCGUUUCUGUCCAGAGCCACACCACACUGUCCGGAAGACAUGAAGAAAGAAUUGCUCAACAGUAUGACAGAGUGUUUGUGUGUAGAUGUUCAGAGUUUAGGUGUGUGGAGGCAGCUCUACACUAAACAUUUAGCUCAGUCCAGUCUGCUGCUGAACCAUUUAUUGGGCUGCUGGAAUACCCUGCCACCAAAGAUGAGGAAGAGUCUUGAAGACACGAUUCAAUCCUUCAAAGUAACCAACGAAGAGAUUAAAGAAAACAAUCAAUCUCAGGACCUUAACGACUGCAACAAUCUGUGUCAGUCACUCCAAGUGAAGAUGCGUGGACAUGGUUUCCCCUGGUCUAAACUGCUGUUGGUCUUGUUGGUGUUUGCCGCAAGUUUUAUUGCUCAGGACAUCCGCUCUCACAACUCCUUCACAGAUUCAGCCACAGGCAGACAUCUUCACAGCUCAGGUGUAAUAGGCGUGUCCCAGCAAGUGUGGAGGAAAAUUACAGUCUACUCUAAGCAGGGAUUCAGCUGGCUUAAGACAAACACACCAUAUUAUUACUCUGAGAGUGUGCGGGCCUUUGGACCACUGAUGGAUCAAGGUCUGGAGAAAACCAAAAUGGCUGCCAUCUUCAUCUCUGAAAAAAGCAAUCACAUCAUCGUAUGCGUCAAAGAAAACAGCCUGCUGCUCAUUGAAUGGGUGAAAACAAACACUCCUGACAGUAUCCAUGAUCUUUUGGCUGAUCUGAAAACGUUGCUCCUUUUCGUCCACCAAAACUACAUCUUGCCAGUAUUAAAGUUUUUAAUAGAGCUUCUACAACAAGCGUGGAUCAGCCUUCAGGACUCCUGCAAUGGUGAAGUAUCUGUUUCGUGUCUGAGAGGUCACGCAUUGUCCUUCACCAACUCAACGUGGCAGCUGCUUCAACAUACGACAUCUAACAUCACGACGUGGGCUCAGGAGCUGCUGACUCAAGCGUAACACACAACAGACACAUGUACAGGGCACACAUUCACAGUAAACACACAAGUUGACCCAGUCUGAGGUUGCCUUUCACUGCGUCUCUUCCUCUCUUAAAAUGUGAUUGGAUUCCUUCAGGUCAAAUAACUAACUCUUAUGGAAGUUGGUUUUGAUGACUUUUUUUUUUUUUUUUAAAUGAAGAAGCUCACAGUACUGUGAGUGCCUUUUUUCCCCUCGAUCAAUCCUUUUUCACUGCGGGAUGCACACACAGAUUGAAUUUUCUACUGUAUAGGUUAGCUUAUGUACAUAAGCUUGAAAGAUUUAUUAGGGACUUUUAUUUAAAUUGGAUAAGUGUUGUAUGAAACCUGGCAAAGUGUUGAGAAAUGACCAAAAAUCUUUUCUUACCUGAUUACAUUCUUAUUAAAAUGUAGAAGUUUAGAUUUCGUUUAGUGUGUGUGUGUGUGUGUGUGUGUGUGUGUGUUUUUGAACGUUCACUAGCUAGCUCACAGACUGUUAAAUAGCUACAGGUGUGUUGGUCACGUUAGUCCAGAAAGUUCUCAAGAACCUGACAAAUUGUUGUUUGUAUUGAUUUCUAGCUGCCCGCCACUUUCAUCAGCAGUCAAGAUUGAUGGCUGAUUUCUUUUUUUUGUCCAUGUAUGUCCCCGCACGGACACUUAUUACAAGGAUUUUGAAGGUUUAAAAGCCCUGACCAAUGUUCUUAGCCACGCGAUCGGUGUAACAAUGUCACCCUCUACUGAAAACAUUUCACAGUAAAGUGAUCUUUAUUGUCCCUGUGAAAGACAUUUGGAUGGAUGUGAUGAAUUUGUUAAUAAAUGAGUGAUGAUAAAGA
Molecule: messenger RNA, 3016 nt
Organism: Syngnathoides biaculeatus (alligator pipefish)
Lineage: Eukaryota; Metazoa; Chordata; Actinopteri; Syngnathiformes; Syngnathidae
Gene: tmem214
Product: transmembrane protein 214
Exons: 17
Coding region: 124-2187 (687 amino acids)
Cellular component (GO): endoplasmic reticulum; Golgi apparatus
Source: RefSeq, a predicted model, not a curated record